Sclerotinia borealis F-4128 is the source of this 2010-nucleotide messenger RNA. The record is from the annotation of a GenBank genome assembly. NCBI's taxonomy places the organism in Eukaryota, Fungi, Ascomycota, Leotiomycetes, Helotiales, Sclerotiniaceae.
AUGAAGACACCAAUUAAAAACAGAGAUAGGCCGAUGUAUAAUAUAUACAAAGCUUUAGGUUUCAGAGGUAUAAAUGGUUCUGAGCUGAAAAAGAAACUUAACACCUUGGAACUUCCAGUUGUAAGAGUCAAGUCAAGUCAACAGCCAGAGGCUCGAAGAUUGGCAGAAAGAUUUUGCGAGGAUAACGAAAAUACAAUCGCGCUCUGGCCAGAGCAUGUUGAUGGUAAUGCCCCUCGACUCAAAAAAAAGGCAGUUUCAAAGCUAGGUUUAGAUUCAGAUCACGAACUAUUGACAAUACCCCGAGGAUGCCAAAGCUUGCGGCCAAGAGCUCAGCAGCUGGAGGAUGAUUACAUCUCUUCAAGAUCUGGAGCUAGCUUAAAUCCUGCGGCCGAACCAUUGGCAGUGGGACAGAUCAGACGCAGUAGUAUGAAUGAGCUCAGGGACAAUAUCCAUGUCGAAGAUUACUUUCGUCAUAUCCGGCAAAUCGUAUCAACAGAUGAUAAGGGAGUGAUGAGAGACUUUGUUUCGCAACAAUGGUUGGAGGAAGAUACAGGAGCUUCUUGGACUGGCCAAGGCAGUCUUGAACCUGAUAAUUAUAUUCUCAGAUUCAUGCAUGAGUUCAUGUAUUAUGGCACAACUCCAGAUUUGUGUGUGACGAAGUUCCUAGGUCUUUUUCAUGAAGAUCCAAGUAUAAAAGAACUUGGAAACUAUACUCGGUACAACACUCUGAAAGGUCGACUUCGUGACCGUGUGAGAAAGUUGGCGGCCUCGCUAGUUGUUAGAAGACUAUUGCUCCGCAAUCGCAGUACCGGUAUCAUUUCACGGACGAAAGAACUGGACGAGGCUUGGGAGCGGAGAAAUGAAAUCUGGAGCCAGCCUUGCAAAGCGAUUGGUGAGACCGUACCACAUAGUACACGUCGCCGAGAUAGCUAUAAAAUGCACAUGUCUCUAGCCCACAAUGAGCCUCCAAUUCUAGAUCGGGGUAGCUCAUCAGACCCCGCAAAGUCCAAACAGCCGCACAGGGCGGAUCUCUCCACAGGUUUCAGACAGGAGCAACAGCAACAGCAACAAGAAAUGCAUGGGCUAUUCACAGCCAUGGACGAAGGAGAGCCAGACGAUCAACCGCUGAUAGGAUCAAGAAAUCUGCCAGGGAACCAACCUCUCCACCUAGAAUCAAGUGAUUUUAUGAUCCGAGAAAAUAAUCUUGACGAGCGGCAGAGGUUUUCAACAUAUAACCAACUACCAACUUCAAAAGAUAAAGGGAAAGGGGUAGAUAGAGGUCAAAAUGAUCCAAUAGAAGUAUCGCAACAUGUGGCCAAUGCUUUGCAAUCAAAUGGCACAUCUCAAAUCAGAAGUUUUGUACAGUUGAUUGAGGAUGUUUUGGCGCGUAACACACUACUGAUCUCUAAACUGACUCUAACACAUCCAAUAAGCCCUAGAGCAAGGGCAGCCGCCAUCAAGUUGGAGCUCACCCCGAUCCCAGGUACGAGCUAUGGAUCACAGUUCCGCAACUCGACACUUCCUAGACAGUCCUCCACCGGGUACGGACUUAAUCCAAGAGACUCAAAGCCGUCCCCAUUUCUUACUCCUUCACCCCAGCCUGAAGCCCAAGCUCCAAUAGAAGAGCCAUCAUCUGAGGAUGAUCUCCCAAUUGCCACAUUCACCCACAACAUCAACUUUGUUCUUUUGGGGAAACAAAGAUUUGACUUUGAACAUCCUCUUAUCUUCCAAAUCAAUGACCUCGAAGAUCUUUCCCUGUCAUCGUUCAUCUCAGUCUUUGCAGAGAGAACGGGUAUCAAAGAGCAUAAAAUUGAUGGGUUGAAAUUCACUAUUUUACUGGGUGAUAAUCGGUCGGAAACGGUGAUGAAGGGGGAUAAAAGGCGCUGGCAACAGAUAGUGGAAAUUAUUGGGGAUUUGUGGAAGUAUAGUCAGGUGGAAUGGGCCAAUAAUCCAAAGUCGAAGACGAAGAUUUGUAAGAUAUUGACAGAGAAGGUUAUUGUAAACGCAUAA